Messenger RNA from Penicillium cataractarum, 588 nucleotides. RefSeq lists its product as uncharacterized. Lineage: Eukaryota; Fungi; Ascomycota; Eurotiomycetes; Eurotiales; Aspergillaceae. The record is from RefSeq and is a predicted model, not a curated record. The coding region runs from base 1 to 588 and encodes 195 amino acids. The transcript has 3 exons.
AUGCUUCCCUCCGUGGUCCUCAUGUCUGCUCUGGCAGUCGGUGCACUGGGCGCCAACACCACCUACACCUACACUUUCCCCGCAGGGUUCAACAUCGGCCUGGUCAAGUCGGACGAGCUGAGCUCCUGGUGUCAAGGACAGCGCAAUGAGUGCCCCUCGAUUUGCAAGGGCUCAACCAAGCAAAACACUUGCGAACCCUCCACAUUGAAGUUCAACUGCGUUUGCGCCGACGGCAGCGUCCCUGAUGUUUCCCCAUACAUUCAGACUGUUCCCUUCUACGUCUGCGAGGCGACCUAUGGCCAGUGCAUCGACGCUCACCCCAAUGACGCCGAGGGCCAGCGCGCCUGCAAGGCUGCUGCCACCUGCGGUAGCAAGAAUGCCAGUGCUGAGGAUACCACCAUGAGCUCGACCACAACUGCUGCCUCCACCACUCUGGCCAUGGCCACUAGCACCAGCGCCAGCCAGACUACCUCGUCGGUCGCGGCUGCGAGCGCCACUACCAACGCCGCUGCCCUCUUUGGCCUGGAGGGCUACUCGACUGGUCUCAUGGCCGGCGCCAUGUUCUUCGCUGCGCGUCUGUUCCUGUAG